Messenger RNA from Synchiropus splendidus (mandarinfish), 1756 nucleotides. RefSeq names its product sentrin-specific protease 5-like. The transcript has 9 exons. Gene Ontology annotation, biological process: protein desumoylation. Gene Ontology annotation, cellular component: nucleus. The record is from RefSeq and is a predicted model, not a curated record. Gene Ontology annotation, molecular function: deSUMOylase activity. Lineage: Eukaryota; Metazoa; Chordata; Actinopteri; Syngnathiformes; Callionymidae. The coding region runs from base 842 to 1528 and encodes 228 amino acids.
AUGCGCUCGAUGACGCUCACGUUGCCAAAACGUGAAGCAUCAUAACUCGAAUAAGGCGACUUUCCUACAUUGUGGGGUAGUUUUUAAAGUGAAAGAUGUCAACUAGAGGAAGACUCUCAGUCUCUUUCACCAAACGAAGAUUACCUUACUGCGCCACGUCUUAUUAGGUGUUGAAGACUUUGACCAUCAACGACAGAAAACGUUCUUAACAGCUCGAUACUGCUGGAUCAUGGUCACCAAACUGCAGCUAAGGGAGAAGUGGAAAAGAAGAACGUCUUCAGUUAACAGAGUUAAGCAUCGCAGCAGGCGAGCGAGGAGACGUCUGCGUUGCCAGCUGCUAUUAUGGAUGUGGAGGAAAUCUAUGGAGAAAUACCAUGUCGGAUUUAGGAGACGGAAAAGUUGGUUCUGGAUUGCACAUGGUUGGAAACGUGGGAGGAAUAGAUCUCGCUCUGAAACUACUGCGCUAUUGCUGAAUCGAGUCCCAAAAAAUGGGUCAUCUCUGCCCUCGAAUUUAGGCAAAACACCCUUAAAACUAGUGGACCCUUCGGAACCUUUUCUCCCAGCCAAGUCGGACAUGAAAACACACGCUAUUUGUGCAUCAUCAAAGAAACGGCUCAAGUCAAAUGACUUGUCAAGACGCGAUGCUGACUCUCAGAGCAAAAUAUCCUCUUAUCUCUGUCUGAAAAAACACGUCCAUGGUACUGUUAUUUCCACAUCACUGUACAAAGUCACUCCACUGUCUUACAAAUAAACAUGUCUGCCAGAAUAUCUCGAGGGCUUCUACCGAAGAUACGGCAGCUUUGUCCCUUUUCAGGAAAAAGACGCGUUGGAUUUCCUACAGAUGAUGUCCGAGCAUCAAAACAAAGUCAGGAAGAAUCUCAUCAUGGCGCUGAUCUCCUCCUGCCUCCAGGGUGUGAGCCAGACACCUGCUUGCCCUUUCCGUGUUGUUUUCAAGAAGCACGUGCUGACGCUGGAGGACCUGUCCACGCUGGCUGAGGAAAACUGGCUCAACGACCAGGUCAUGAACAUGUAUGGAGAGUUGAUCAUGGAUUCAGCCAAACAAAAGGUUCAUUUCCACAACAGCUUCUUCUAUCAGCAGCUCAUGGCGAAGGGAUUUGAGGGGGUGAAGAGGUGGACGAAGCAGGUAGAUCUCUUCUCCCACAAACUUCUCCUGGUGCCGGUCCACCUGGAGGUCCACUGGUGUCUGGUGGCCGUUGACCUGGUCCAGAAGACCGUCUCUCUGUACGACUCACAGGACCUUGCCCCUCGUGAAGUUUCAACCAACAUCCUGAAAUACUUGAUCGCAGAAGCAAAACAGAAGCAGCUCAAGGUGUUUGAAAAUGGAUGGAAGUUGUCCCUCGCUAAGAAAGUGCCACUCCAGAUGAACGAAAAUGACUGUGGAGUUUUUGUCUUAGAGUACGCCAGAUGUUUGGCCUUCAAAAAGCCGCUCAGGUUCACGCAGAAGGAGAUUCCACUGAUACGCAAGCGCAUCUACAAGGAGCUCUGCGACAGUAAAAUCCAAGACUGACAUGUUCAGUCCUGGACGUUGCACCACUGUGGUGUUUUGUAUGCAAGUGUUCCACCCUGCUGUUUAUUUAUGUCACUAUUUUUUGUCCAAAUAAAAAUGAGCUGAAAGAUUUCUCAUGAAGUUUAUCAUGUGGUUCUGUUCACAACAAAGUCACCACUCUGACUUUUCUCCUCCAGUCAGACACUAACAAUCUAAACUGAUGGCUGAACUUCAACAGAAAGAUGUGAU